Pocillopora meandrina is the source of this 2682-nucleotide messenger RNA. The record is from the annotation of a GenBank genome assembly. Lineage: Eukaryota; Metazoa; Cnidaria; Anthozoa; Scleractinia; Pocilloporidae.
AAUCAUAGGAGUCACAGGACAGAGCAGUCAGUAGAAAUAAUGCCGAGGAUGCAUUCAUUUCUGUUCCUGGGCUAAAUUGGGUUAGAAAGUGUUUUGGCCUUAAAAAACCUAGAACAAUGAUGGCGGUUCACACAACUAACUAGUCGAUCCUAAUCAGAUUGUUCUCCUGCAUUUUUUCCGUUCGACUGGCAAAGACGACCCUCCGAUAUAAUUUACUUCACAUGUACACAGUAAAUGCAUCAUUGUGAGCGACCCUUGAACAAGAUAUUUCUCAUCUUCGGCAGUGUUAUGUGCUGUGCGUCCUAAUUAACUCAGCAAAUGUUAAAUUUGCUGUCAUUAGGCUGCUAGGAACCGUUUUAAUGAGGUGAUCUUUUUGAUAGAUGGGCUGUGGAUCCAGUCUAUUUUUAUCCUCUCCGUCCAAGGACACUACCUAUCGACUAUGGAGCCCAGUAAGCCAAGAGGGUGACGGUAUUAUGAAGGGGCAUCUCACUGAUAACAUAUUUGAAGUGAAGUGCGAUGGAACUUUUCAGGAGUCUGAUGCAAACAGUAAGUUCACUGUCAUGUUAUUUCAUGGCAUAAACAGGUUGCAGGUUAACCAGCGAUAAAACAUUUCCUUUAAUGGAGAUUAGAUUAGAUUUUGGGACUCUUUGAGGCAACAUUUAUCUAUCAAGGAGAAUGUUAUUUAGACCUAUGGUCGCCUUCGUAGUUAUUGCCCGCCGAACUUUAAAAGUUUCGCUUUCCGACAUUCUGAUCGUAGCUAAAAUGACAACCGAGGAAAAACCGCAGGGGCCCAGCAAUCCCCAUUGUUUUGCCCUCUUGUUCAAAGGUCCAGAAGCAGAUAAAAAAUACGCAUUGAAAGUUAAUAAAGAUGGAAUAGUCACAAUCGAGGUAAGAAACUGCAUCAUUUUGCUAAUCUAGGGCUUAUACAUUCAUUUGUGAAUCAGUUCUGUCAUUCAUCCAUUUAUUCCCAAGCCCGUUUACCUCCUAAUCCAUUGUUUCAUUUGCCUAUACACUCGUUAAUCAGCUCCUUAUUUUAACUUUCCACUUGUUCUCUUUGUUUAUCUUACACGCAGUUGCCACUUAAUUAUCCAUUAAAUUUUUGUGUUUGAGGCAACUAAAGCAAAAAUUUCCUUUUUAUUGAUGUCAAAAGUCUUAUGAACAAUCGAUUAGGUAGGUUGAACAAUCUAACAUUAAGGUGAAUUGUCUAUACCCCACUCUUGCAAUGGGAGACUACAAUUUAUAUAAUGCCUGUAGUUAAGAUUAUCUCUAAUUCAACGCUAUCUUCUAUUUCAAGGAAAUGAAAAGGGCUGAUAACAAGAGCUAUGUUUUUCAGUUCAUGGGCCUCGGGGGCUUCACGAUGCUGAAACACUUUGAAAGCAAACUCUACCUGGGAUGUGACCGCCGUGGCACUGUAACUCUGGUUAAAAAUGCUAAUCGUUUGUACCCGAAUCCUCAAACUGUUUUCAUUCUUAACAAAGUUGGUUCAGGUUAAAAUACCACUGAAUAAUGCUCUUUUUUUAUCCGAGUGAAGUAAGCUUCUAGGUAUUUCGUUUUGUUGGAGACGGUGUUCUAAAUUCCAACAUGUAAGGCUAAGAGAUGCAUAUUGCGUAACAGAUAGAUAUCUGAUAUUCACUUUAAUGAAGAGCCACGAGUUGACCAGCUCACUUUGUCUUGCUUUUAUCGAUUUCAUUUUUCGUUGUUUUCUUCAUGAUAUAUCCAUUUUUAUUACAUCCAUUUUGAGAUCACUGGUGGUCCCUGUAAUCUGAUUGGCUCUAAUUGGUGCGAUUUAUUCACGAAUCGCACAAUUUUUUGCUUUAAAUCACAUCUUUUCCCCAGCCAAUGAGGAGGCUACACUAAAAACAAAACAACCUAUCAGAUUUCAAGGCUUGUUUAAGGUAACCAAUAAAAUUGCAGGAAAUGAAAGACAAAGAGUAUCAUGUGGCAAAUUUUGCAAAUUUUUGAUUCCAAAACUCUUGUUUUUGAAUUGAAGAUGAAUUUAAUUUCACACCGGCUCAUUACUGCAUCAAUAAAAUAUUUGAACAGACCAAGUCCUGUAUUUGGGCGAUUUCAAAAUGGUUAUAAUAAACUUGUAAUUGAACCUUGUGUCGUGCAAUUUUGUUCUGAAAUCAUACUUGUGAUUUCAAAUUGAACUCGCGCUGCACGCUCGUUCAAUUUUGAAAUCACGCGUAUGAUUUCAGCCCAAAUUGCACCCCACUCAGUUCAAUUAUCAUUAUAAAUCAUAGAAUUUUAUAAUCAGUUAAACGUGCAAAUAUUUUUUAAGAGAUCCAACCCUUAAAACUAAUUGAAUCUAAGAGCCAGUGUAAUAUAAAUCAAUUCGUCACUUGUUUUCUCAUUCUAGGUUAAUAUGUUAUCUAUUUCAUACAACUAAUUGUGACGAGAUUCCUAUGCAUGGAACAAAGGACCCACCUUGGUUUGGCUUGCUCUCAACACGUGCUUUUUUGGCUCAGAUUUUAAUGACGUCCGGCUAUGGUAUCUAGAAAGUACGGACUGAAGUGGCAGUUAACUUUUAAAAGUCCAAUCUUUUCUCAUUAAAGUAUACUUAUAACCCUCCGCUCGGAUAAUGAUUAGCUGAAAACAAACUUUUAAAGACCGUCAUUAGAGAUUUUUUCAAAGUCGCCUCUUUCAAUAUAGGAAACACAACCGCCCGCUAUUAUACAGAAC